This is a messenger RNA of Crotalus tigris (Tiger rattlesnake), 1335 nucleotides long. RefSeq names its product isoamyl acetate hydrolyzing esterase 1 (putative) (gene IAH1). The transcript has 5 exons. Gene Ontology annotation, molecular function: hydrolase activity, acting on ester bonds. Bases 79 to 1272 code for a protein of 397 amino acids. The record is from RefSeq and is a predicted model, not a curated record. NCBI's taxonomy places the organism in Eukaryota, Metazoa, Chordata, Lepidosauria, Squamata, Viperidae.
GUUACGUUAAAUGUUUCGAUUGGGCUGCUUCUGUCCCUUUCGAUGCCUCAUGCUCUUCUAGUCUAGUCGUUGGCAAAAAUGAAGUUUGUGAUUUUCCACCGGCCUCUUCUGUCUUGCAAAAGGAGCUUUACUUGUCUGAAUCAGGCAGUUUGGGGACUCCGGGAGAAAGGGCUCCGUUUUGUCUUGAUCUGUCCCAACUCUGCAAAGGGCAAGGCUGCCCGCCCCAAAGAAGGAAAAAGUUCUGGUUACUGUGCAAAACAGAUCCCGGUCCUCUGCGAUCGGUCUUUGAAGAUCGAGUCUGUUCUUGAUUUCUUUUUAUCCCUUUCCGCCUCUGUCGUCGGAGAGCCACAAAUGAGCCGGAGGAGCACCCGAAAGACUCUCCGCUUCGGCAUCACCGAAGCGCUUCCCCGCUGCAAGAUCCGUGGGUCUGUUUUUAGAAAAAGAGCGCGCAUGCCUCAACCACCGGCACAGCUGCUCCGCCCCCUUGCACACUCACACAGCGCACACACAAACACACAAACGCCCCGUGGAGGCGUUCGGCCUGCAGCCGCUACUGCAAAACUGAAAGCAUGGCUUUGUUGGAAGCGGCGGCUGCCCGGGGGCUCUUUCUGCUGCCCCGGAUCGUGCUUUUCGGAGACUCCAUUACUGAGAAAAUGUGAUGUUUUGAAUCGUGGACUCUCUGGCUACAACACCAGAUGGGCUAAAAUUGUUCUUCCAAGAUUAAUCAACAAAGACCAUAAUGCUGGAAACACCCUGGCAGUAACUAUCUUCUUUGGAGCAAAUGACAGUGCUUUAAAGGAUGAGAACCCCAGACAGCAUGUUCCACUGGAGGAGUAUGCUGACAAUUUGAAAAGUAUGAUAUGCUACCUCAACUCUGUGGACAUUUCCAAACAGGACAUUAUAUUAGUGACUCCACCACCCCUUCACGAACCUAGUUGGGAAAGAGAGUGUGUUGCUAAAGGUGACAAAUUAAAUCGUCUAAAUUCUGUCACUGGGAGAUACGCAAAGGUUUGUGUUAAAGUAGCUGAAGAAUGUGGCACUGAUGUCAUUGACCUGUGGACACUUAUGCAAAAAGGAGACCCGGACUUCUCCUGUUACCUGGCAGAUGGAAUCCAUUUAUCAGAAAAAGGAAAUAUUUUUCUAGCAAACCAGCUUUGGACACUCCUAGAAAAGAAAUUGUCAACCCUUCCUCAGUUGCUUCCCUGCUGGCGUGAUGUAGAUCUUCUCCACCCUGAAGCUAGUCUCCUGGACAUCCCCACUGCUAGGAAGUAAUAAAAAGAAUAACAUCCAUAAGUUUUGUAGAUAGAAAAUAAAAUUUCCUUUUUUUCACAAUCA